GAGGGAGGCGUGCGGAGACGCGAUGGAUCGAAAGGUCGCGAGUGGCAAGGGAAACGAGCAGGGCCUCGAUGAGAAGAGACGGUGUCGCGUACGCUAGAUGAAAUCAGUCGUCGCGAAAGGCACCAUCGUCGCGUCCGCUCGCUAGGACCACGCAGACAGGAGUCCUCCGUAGACUCCGACGAAAGGACGACGGCUCGACGAGGCUGUCGCGGUUUCUACGGAACCGGUAACGGUGCAUGGUGGGGUGGAGACCGUGUGGUAGGGCGAGCGACAGGCCAGGUGAGCGCCGGUGACAGGAAAGAGAGAACGGGUUACGUGAGCGGAAAAAACGUGCAAAAUGUCGAGGAGCAAGGAUGUCAACAGUACCACUGACACUCGGAGAAUCGACAUCGAGAAGCCCUACUGGGAUCAGAACACUUACCAGGGUAGGGCGUAUCACUUCCUCACCGUCACCAAUCCCCUGAAUCUAUUCGCUAACAACCAGCAGCUCGAGCACGCACGUGACGUCGUCGCUAAGUACAGGAAAGGGAGCACCCUGGACCAGCUGGGUAUCACAGUCGAUGAGCUAUGGAAGUGCAAAUACCUGUACGACAGCGCGUACCACCCCGACACCGGGGAAAAAAUGUUGUUAAUAGGGCGCAUGAGCGCUCAGGUGCCCAUGAACAUGAUGAUAACAGGCUGCAUGCUAACGUUCUACAAGACAACGGCGCACGUGAUAACCUGGCAGUGGGUUAACCAGUCGUUCAACGCAUUAGUAAAUUACACGAACCGCAGCGGUUCGAGUCCGAUCCCGAUGAACACGAUCCUGCAGAGCUACGCCAUAGCGACCAGCGGAGCUGUGAUAACCGCCCUCGGCUUGAAUCGACUUCUUCGCAACGCACCCCCGUUGGUGGGUCGGCUGGUGCCCUUGGCAGCGGUGGCUGCUGCUAAUUGCGUGAACAUCCCUUUCAUGAGGAUGCCUGAACUGCAGAAUGGUAUCGAGUUGCAGACCGAGGAUGGCACCAAGGUUGGCAACAGCAAACACGCCGCUAGAAAGGCGAUCACUGCUGUGACCCUCUCGCGGAUUCUUAUGGCUUCGCCGAGCAUGAUAUUGGCGCCCAUCACGAUGAACUUCAUGGAUCGACGACAACUACUACGCAACGCUAGAUGGGCGGCGGUGCCUAUACAAGUCAUGAUUUGCGGGGUGUGUCUAACUUUCGCGACCCCUCUCUGUUGUGCCCUGUUCGUGCAACGCGUGCCCAUCCAAGUGAGCGAACUAGAGCCAGACGUACAAGAACAGAUACGUUCUAAUUAUCCCAAUGUACAAACGGUAUACUACAAUAAAGGGCUCUGAACGAGCCUGAAGAGUGAAACUGUUAACGGAGAAUGGUAUCGCGAGGGUGAACAUUCUCACGAAGCGUUAUGCUUAAUUAUGGAAUCGCGCGCGACUCUAUCGAUGCGACAGUCGUGAUGUCCAAUGUUCUCGAACUUACAAAAACAUAUCUUCAUGUUUAUUUUGUUGAACACAAGCUGUACGGAUAAUUCGGGGAACUGAUUAUUAUCUAAGAAUAAGUAACUAAGACAAUAA
Molecule: messenger RNA, 1567 nt
Organism: Hylaeus volcanicus
Lineage: Eukaryota; Metazoa; Arthropoda; Insecta; Hymenoptera; Colletidae
Gene: Sfxn1-3
Product: sideroflexin-1
Exons: 4
Coding region: 338-1333 (331 amino acids)
Biological process (GO): monoatomic ion transport; serine import into mitochondrion
Cellular component (GO): mitochondrial inner membrane
Molecular function (GO): monoatomic ion transmembrane transporter activity
Source: RefSeq, a predicted model, not a curated record